Messenger RNA from Austrofundulus limnaeus, 2033 nucleotides. Its product is annotated as toll-like receptor 5. The coding region runs from base 25 to 1989 and encodes 654 amino acids. The transcript is spliced from 2 exons. Gene Ontology annotation, molecular function: protein binding; signaling receptor activity. The record is from RefSeq and is a predicted model, not a curated record. Gene Ontology annotation, cellular component: plasma membrane. Gene Ontology annotation, biological process: toll-like receptor signaling pathway; inflammatory response. NCBI's taxonomy places the organism in Eukaryota, Metazoa, Chordata, Actinopteri, Cyprinodontiformes, Rivulidae.
UGGACUUAUUUAAGCAGCGUGAAGAUGAGGACACUCUGGAUUCAGCUGGUUGCCAUCUGUGUUUUUCUACAGAUGCCCGGUUGUUUCCCAGCAUGCCGCAUUGCAGGCUCAGUGGCCCACUGCUCCAUUUCAACCCUCAGCUGGGUUCCUCCUCUGCCUCCCAACAUCACCCACCUUUUCCUAGACAUGAACCGCAUCCGUGAGAUCAACGCCACCUCGCUGGCUGGCCUGAAAGAGCUCCAGGUGCUGGACCUCGGACACCAAUUGGUCCCACUUGUGAUCAGGAACAACGCCUUCAGCAGACAGAAGCGCCUGAGGAGGCUGGUGCUCGACUCCAACUCCCGCCUUCAACUGGAGCCGCAGGCCUUCGCCGGACUCUCCGGUUUGCAGGAWCUCCAGCUGAAUAACUGCCAGCGUAAUGACUCGAUACUGACUGAAAACUACCUAGAGCCACUUACCUCUUUGCAGACUCUGAACCUCUUUGGUAACAAGAUAAACCGGGUUAGACCUUCCAUGUUCUUCAGGAAUUUAACACAUUUGACAAAUUUGAACCUAAAGCUGAACAGCAUUAACCAAAUUUGUGAGCCUGAUCUUGCUGGUUUCAAAGGACUGCACUUUAGGAUCUUUAGCCUGGACUCUGUCUUCCCCAGAGCGAUGCUGAGUUGGAAUUUCGACUGGCAGAAAUGUGGGAAUCCCUUCAACGGGGUAUCAUUUGACACCCUUGACCUGUCUGACAAUGGGUUUGCCCUGGAUAAUUUAAAACUGCUCUUCAAAGCCAUCAAAGGGACAAAGAUAUCCCACCUCAAACUCUCAGGGCAUGUAGGGAGAUCAUUUUCAUUUGAGAACCUCCCAGAUCCAGACCACGGUACGUUUGAAGGCUUGAGGAACAGUUCCAUCCUGUCUAUGGAUUUAUCUAAAAAUUACAUAUUUGCGUUGCAGCCGGGGGUUUUCAGUCCACUCACCGAAGUCGAAACCAUAGACGUUUCCCAAAACAGACUGAACCAGAUACACAAAAAGGCCUUUGAAGGUCUUCAGGGUCAUUUGAAAACACUCAACCUGUCACACAACCUGCUCGGAGAAAUCUAUUCCUAUACGUUUGCCCACCUGACAAAGUUGGAAGUUUUAGAUCUGUCUCACAACCACAUCGGUGUUCUAGGUUCUGCUUCAUUCAUCGAACUCCCCUACCUGAAAUCUUUGAACCUGAGGGACAACUCCUUGCGUCAGUUGGGUUUUCCCGCAUCCCUACUGAGUUUAGAUCAUCUUGAGUUAGACGACAAUAAGCUGACCAUUUCACCGUCGACAGUGAUCAGCCUCAUUCGGCUCGCGGGCAACGUCAAAUCUCUGAGCAUUCAGAACAACCGUCUGAUGAAUCUGGGGGACGUUCAUACGCUCUGGGGUGGGAUGAAGCGCCUGCAGGUGCUUUUAUACAGCGGGAAUACCAUCAAGUGGUGCUUCAUCAACAGGCAGUUUGGGCCAAACAAUGUCAGGUUUCUGGAUCUUCAUAGCAGCUCCCUGGAGUCCAUCUGGGGUCAGAGGAAAUGUCUGAAUCUGUUCGACACAUUCGGAAACGUAACCAGCCUCAACUUGAGCUUUAACGGCUUGAGUUCUUUUCCUCAAGGCGUCUUCAAGGGCCUCACCUCCGUGGAGCAAAUGGACCUCUCAUCUAACUCCCUGACGUAUGUCAAGCCCAACGUUUUACCCCAAAGUCUGAAGUCUCUCAACCUGUCCAARAACUUCAUCGCCGCCCCUGAUCCCGCUGCUUUCAGCUCUCUCAGCUUCUUGGACCUCUCCAUGAACAGAUUCCACUGCGACGAAAACCUGCAGAGCUUCCUGAUGUGGAUGAAACAGACCAAUGUGACAUUCCUGAGUCCUGUACAGGACUUCAAAUGUGAGUUUCCUGCUGAUUCCCACAAUGUGUUACUAUUAAAAUAUUCUGCAGGGAACACAUCAGGUAAAACCACUACAAAAAAUAUAAAAAAUAAAAUUUAGAUUUUACUUUGAAAUACUCCCCAUAAAGCAUUCACACUAGUAGC